This is a messenger RNA of Nerophis lumbriciformis (worm pipefish), 1551 nucleotides long. NCBI's taxonomy places the organism in Eukaryota, Metazoa, Chordata, Actinopteri, Syngnathiformes, Syngnathidae. The record is from RefSeq and is a predicted model, not a curated record.
AUGGAUCCGUCAAGGAGAAGCGGCGGCGAUUGGCAGGGGAUGGUAAACGAGUUCUUGAUUUGUAAACGGAAGUUGGAGAGCAAGAAAGAAGCUCUGCUGAUCCUAUCCAAGGAGCUGGACACAUGCCAACAGGAGAGGGAUCAGUACAAGCUGAUGGCAAACCAGCUUCGCGAGCGGCACCAGGGUCUAAAAAAGAAAUAUCGAGAGCUCAUUGAUGGAGAUCUAUCGCUGCCUCCUGAAAAACGAAACCAAGUGAAUUUGGCUCAACUACUGAGGGACUCGAGGGAAAAAAGCCAGCGUCUCUCUGAUGAGGUGAAGGAGGUGAAACAGCGACUGAUCGAAGCUCAGGGUGACAACAAGCUCUUACGUAUGACCAUAACCAAACAAAGACUUGGAGACGACGAGGUAGGGGCUCGUCAUUUCCCAGCGCACGAGCGAGAGGACCUGGUCAGACAGUUGGAAAGAGCCAGAGAGCAGAAUGAGGUACUGGAAAACAACGUAAAGUCUCUAACCGACGAGCUUCAGGAUGUACGAGCUGAGCGUGACGUUUUCCAGCAAAAGGCUCAUCGUCUCAAUGUGGAAAUGAACCACAUUGUUGGGAAUGAUGAUGUUCGGAUUCUGGAUAUAGAUGCACUCUGCAUGGAGAACAGGUAUUUGCAUGAUCGGCUUUGUCAACUUCAGGAGGAGGUGACCUUACUCAAGACAAAUUUGGGGAAAUACAAGAGUGCACUGGAAUCCAGGAAAAAUAGCAAAGUUUGUGGAAAGCCAAACAGCAGUGCGCUAACUGGGGUGCUGUCAGCCAAGCAAGUGAAAGAACUACUUUGUGAUGAUAGCGGGUGCACGCUUCCCGUCACCGCCCAGUCAAUCUCGGACCUCAAGUCUCUGGCCACCGCUCUGCUGGAAACCAUCCACGAGAAGAACAUGUUGAUUCAGCACCAGCGACAAAUUAACAAGGUUCUUGGGACUCGUGUCUCAGAAUUGGAGAAGAAGCUGAAAACAUUGGAGACGUCAGGGUUGUGGAACCUGCCAGGCCUAACUUAUCAAAUUUCUGUGGGCAUAAAUGGAAAAUUUAAAGAUUCCAACAUUUGCAGCGCCCUACCAUCAGCCACAGCAGGAGAGCCGGAACUGAGUUCUUCAGAACAGCCAAUACAAGAGACUGAAACUCAAGCAGAACUGCCGCCCUCGUCGCCCCCUUCAGCAGAGGAAGAAUCAUCUCGCCCUGAAUUAAAUUUGCCAAGCAGCAAUGAGCUUCAUGAAAAUGACCAGUCAAAUGAUGACGAAGAAGCAGGUGGUGAGCUCUCCUCUUCAGUAGACGUGAAUACACCCCUGCUGUCAAACACCUCGGAGCGACCGUGCGUGACAUCCAACCUCAAAAGAGACAAUCAAGACGAAGGCAGUGUUGAGAGUGCCGAAACGGAAUGCAUCAUAAUAGAGGAACACGUCAAUAUUUCAGCACAUGCAGCCACAUCAUUACCAUUUGAAAAAGAGCAGGACAGUCGGCAAGAUGAAGAGCUUCCGAUAGGGACAAACGAUUUUGUGUGUUCGGUUUGA